Auanema sp. JU1783 is the source of this 663-nucleotide messenger RNA. The record is from the annotation of a GenBank genome assembly. Lineage: Eukaryota; Metazoa; Nematoda; Chromadorea; Rhabditida; Rhabditidae.
AUGGUUCAUGUGUUUCUACUGGAUCGCAGUAAUCUCAAUUACUACACAUGUUGCGGAAGGAUUCAUGUGAAGUUGGCACUCUUGGGUCUUAUUGUUUUUUCUAUUAUUUUGCAAAUCAUCGAUUUGAUUGCUCUUUUUCAAAGUGAAGCUACUAAAACCGUUAUAACAUUUCAAAUCAUGGAGAUAAUCAUGAUCCCAUGCAAUAUUAUGGCUCUUACGAAGGAAAAGGCAGGCUAUCUUAUCCCAUUCAUGUUUCAAAUGUUUUUAGCUUUUCUUGGUGCUGCUCUUACAUCCUUCCGUGUGGCCAUAAGUAUUCUCAUUCCAAAUUCGAUAGCUGCUAAGGAUUUUCUCGAGAUCGAGCCUAGCUUCUUUGGAUAUUUCUCAGCCCUCCUCCUCCUGGCAGUAUUAGUAACUUUAACGACUUUUUUCGCUUGGAGUCUUCAUGUCAUUUUGAGCUGCCACAAAUAUUUCGAAGAUAAAACAGCAGAAAGAGCAACAUUUGCUAAUCGGUUGAAUUUCAAUGUCGAGAAAGACAGUUCUGAUACAUCUGAAAAUGUUCAACCUAACACCUCUCGAGACUCCUCCUUCGGAAAUCCAAACUUCGAUAUUGAAGGAGAUGAAAAUAUUUUCCCGACCAAGAGUGUUGGUCCGGUUAUGGUUUAA